Cryptomeria japonica (Japanese cedar) is the source of this 1673-nucleotide messenger RNA. Its product is annotated as RNA pseudouridine synthase 4, mitochondrial. Bases 90 to 1550 code for a protein of 486 amino acids. Gene Ontology annotation, biological process: pseudouridine synthesis. NCBI's taxonomy places the organism in Eukaryota, Viridiplantae, Streptophyta, Pinopsida, Cupressales, Cupressaceae. The transcript has 10 exons. Gene Ontology annotation, molecular function: RNA binding; pseudouridine synthase activity. The record is from RefSeq and is a predicted model, not a curated record.
CAAUAGCAAGUAGAGGCGGGGCAAGCUACGCUUUUCGUUCAGCCUUGUAUAUUUCAAAUUCAAGCUGUUUAAGAGUUUGAAGAAUCUAAAUGGCUCUGGGGCGGGUUUGUUCUUCAUCAGCAUAUCUUCUCUUUGUUUUGCGUUCAGGCAAAGUUGGAGGAAGUGGCUAUCAAAAUGCACUAAAGGAGCAGCUUCAUUCCAUUCCCUUCUCCACCGUCAUCACUCACAAUGAAGAUGCAGAAGAAAAGGGUUCGAGAAGAUGGCUGACACUUCCACCGUUUACCUCAACAGUGGAUAGUACAGCGCUUGGGAAGCACUUGAUCAACUCUUCUUCGAACAACCCUACGCCUUCACCGACCACAGCUCUCAAAUGGGUAGCGCAGUGUUGCCCUCACAUACCUCAUACGCUUAUUCAGAAGCUGUUUCGUUUGCGACAGGUUAGAAUGCAUUCCAUGGAUUCACAAAGUCAGCACGAGCAAGAAAAACAUAAGCCUCAACUGAAACGGGUGUUAGGAAAAGAAAUUAUGAAGCCAGGGACAAAACUAUACUUGCCUAUUACUGUCUCUGAGAGUAAAAGUCCUAAAAAAGACAAUCCUGUCCAAAGAAAAACCUUCAACCCAAGUACAGAUGAAAUAAAGUACAUACGGAGUCUUGAAAUAUACAAGGAUCCGGCAAUAAUUGUCUUAAAUAAGCCUCCAGGUUUACCUGUUCAGGGUGGCACUGGCAUUCACAAAAGCUUGGAUGCAUUGGCAGCAGCAGCAUUGAAAUAUGACUAUAUGGAACCUCCUCGAUUGGUGCACAGACUUGACAAAGAGUGCAGUGGAAUUUUGGUGAUGGGGCGGACACGUGAAAGUGCAAAACUACUUCAUACUUUGUUUCGUGAAAAGACUAACACAACAUCCUUGUCCGAUAAUCUUGAUUCUUCUGGAAGAAACAUAAAGCGAAGAUACUGGGCUUUAGUUAUUGGCAUCCUAAAGCAAAAGCAAGGUCGAAUAGUUGCUCCCCUUAAAAAGGUGAUUUUGGAUGAUGGAAAGUCAGAAAGGAUACUCAUUGCUGAUGGUUCUGGAGCAGACUCAGGACAAGAUGCUAUAACAGACUAUCGAGUGAUAGGACCUCCAGUUCAUGGUUGCACAUGGCUUGAGCUCUUCCCAUUUACUGGGAGAAAACAUCAGAUUCGAGUUCAUUGUGCUGAAGCCUUGGGGACACCUAUCGUGGGGGAUUUUAAGUAUGGAUGGUCUAUACACAGGGCUUGGUCGCCAAUGUCCAAAAUGGACCUUAGUCAAGAGUUUGCAACACAGCGCAAUAGGACUGAAGAGGCCAAUGUGGAAGAAGGUAGUGUGUUGGCAAAAACACCCUUGCUCCAUCUUCACUGCAGAAAAUUAGCAAUUCCUAAUGUCAAUAAGGCCCUGGAGCAAUUGGAUAUGCCAGAUCAGAGAGAUACCAAUACUGACAUGCUAAAAUUUGUUGCACCAUUGCCUUAUCAUAUGUUGGCAAGCUGGGAUUUUAUGUCUUUAUGUGUGGAAUCACAAGAGAAACAAGCUUCUAGUUAAUUAAUGAUUAGAAAUGGUGUGUUCUGCUUGAGUGUUACCAUCUUCUUCAAGAAAUAUGGCAUAUAAACCUAUUGUGCAUUUUAUAACAGUGUACAUUAUCUAUUCUAGUCUUUAAUUAUCAAA